ACGAAAGGAAAACAGAGGGGAGAGAGAGAGGGGUUGCUUCGUCCUUGCUCUCCCAGUCUGGUCUUUCCAGGGUUUCCGACGGGAGAGAGGAAAACAGAGACCUUUUUUUUGACUCUCUUUCUCCCUUAUCUUUUCUCCUCCGAUCUCUUUUUCUCUCGCUUCUCCUUGUUCCCCUCUCUCAAUCUUCUUGGGGAUUUCGAUCUGGUGUUGGGAUUCUGAGACGGAAGGCAAGAGGGGGGAUGAAGUCGCCUCUGAAGAACCUCCGAGGCUUCACGCUCCACCGGCGCGAUGCCAAGGAGAAGAGGGAGCACCGUCACCCUCUGGCAAAGCUGGAUGAGCUCGUCGAGGCCGCUCAGGACGUGCAGGACAUGAGGAGCUGCUAUGACGGCUUACUUUCUGCAGCAGCUGCCACUGCAAAUGGUGCAUAUGAGUUCUCAGAAGCAUUGCAGGAAAUGGGCACAUGUUUGCUUGAAAAAACUGCACUAAAUGAUGAUGAGGAUAGUGGCAGGGUUUUGUUGAUGCUGGGGAAAGCACAAUUUGCGCUUCAGAAACUUGUAGAUAGCUAUCGUGCCCAUAUCAUCCAGACAAUUACAAAACCAUCUGAGUCUCUUCUCAAGGAGCUUCAAACUGUGGAGGAGAUGAAACGGCAAUGUGAUGAUAAAAGAGAGAUCUAUAAAUUAAUGCUGGCGGCACAUCAAGAAAAAGGGAGGUCGAGACGUGCCAAAGGUGAAACUUACUUAACACAACAGUUGCUAGCAGCUCGAGAUGAUUAUGUAGAGGAGGCAGCCCUAUUUGCCUUCCGCUUGAAAUCAUUGAAGCAAGGUCAAUCUCGAAGCCUUCUAACACAGGCUGCUCGCCAUCAUGCCGCACAGUUAAAUUUCUUCAGAAAAGGACUUAAAUACCUUGAACUGGUUGAACCACAUGUUAUAGAAGCUGCUGAACAACAGCAUAUUGAUUAUCAUUUCAGUGAACUUGAUGAUGAAACAGACAACAAUGAUGAUGAUUAUUCUGGUUACGAUAGCAGUGAUGAUGGGGAGUUGAGUUUUGGCUACGGACAAAAUGACCAAUAUCAAGAUGUUGUUUUUGCAAGUAGAAAUUCAACAGAGGAAAAUUUAGAUAGGAAUCAAGAUGAUUUCUUCACUUUCAGUAGGUGGCCUGGGGCUGGCAGCCAAUCAGCACCAAUUUUUGCGGAUAAGAAGUUUGAUCCAUCUGAUAAGAUGAAAGAAACCCAACCUCUAUCAACAAGAAAGUUUCACAGUUAUGUUCUACCCACACCUUGUGAAGAUAAGGACUCAGACACCAUGGGGCCUGCGAAUAAAUUUUCUGCAGAUCAUCUAGAAAGCAAGGGUGGCUGGCCCACACAGCUGUGGCAUUCAUCUCCACUGGUGGCAAAUAAGUUUGGGAAAGAUCUCAGAGAUAAUGAAUUAUCAAGCUCUUCCAGGGUAAAGGAAACACAGUCAGUACUCAAGGAAAGCAACAUUAAUAGUGGUCCCAUCCGCAUGCCUUCUCCCUCAGCAGACGGGCUUCCAUGGCUGCAAUUUGGCCUGUGCGGUGUUUCUGAUACUAAAAAAGUCAAAAGACAGGCAUUUUCUGGUCCACUGCCAGGUAAAGCAUGGUCAAGCAAGGCAAUGUUUUCUGCCACUGAUUACAGAUCCUCUGUGAAUUAUUCUCCUAUAUUUUCUGCAAAGUCAGCAUCUGUCCUCACAAAGCAGCCAGCGGUGUCCUCAAAAGUGUCUCCUGGCACCUCACCUCCUCCUAUGUCAUCACCAAAAAUUAGGGAACUUCAUGAGCUUCCUAGACCUCCCACCCUAGCAAAUGCUGCAAGACCUUCCAGGCUGAUCGGUUAUUCUGGUCCUUUAAUUUCUAGGAGUCAAGUGCGUGUGGCAACAAGCAGAAUUCCAUCAAAUGCAUCACCUACUGCAUCACCACUACCAGCACCACCUGGUCCAAUGUCUCGCAGUUUUUCUAUUCCGUCUGGUGGUCAUAGAAAGCCAAUUUUACCAGUUACUAAGUUAUUAGAAGCUCCUCAUAAUCCAGAUUUGACUGAAGAGGUCACUUCACCUCCCCUGACACCUAUAUCUCUAACAAAUAUUCAUCCAGCAUCAGAGGCUUCAAAGCCUGAUACUCGAGCUAUGAAAACAUAAGGAUUCUUGUGAUUAAUUUCACCUUGCUUUGGCUGUCCAGAGCUGGUCAACUUGGUCGGCUGUCAUCCUGCGAUUUUGCAUAUAAUAGCAUGUACAUUCCUAGUUUCUCACAUGAAUCUCAUUUUUUUUGGUACCUAUAAUGAUGGGAGAAAAUUGUAAGUGCGAAAUAAUGAAUCUUUUGUAUUCUAUGAUUCAUUAAUGGAAAAAUUUAAUUUUGUUAAACAAGCAUCAAAGCAUUUUUUUCUUUUUUUUUCUUUUUUUUUUCCAAGUUUCGUUCUUUCUUGAGUUUGGUGAUGUUUAUGUGGAAAUUCCCUAAGACUGAUGUGGAUCUCACAUUUGUGUCAGUGCUCUGAGGUUUAAAGAUCAUUGAAGUUGUGGAUCUUUCUUUUCAGGGAACCAUUAAUAAGGAGUCGACAGAUCUAGAUCUAACGACCGGUUAUGAGGACAACUUUUAAAAUUUUGUGAAUGAAUUGAGUGCUGAAAAAUCUCAUUCUCAACUUAAGUUGGAUUCCAUCUUAUGAUCAGUUAAAUUUGGUCCUCACACACUGACAUGCCAAUAGCAUUCAGUUAAUUUACUUAUGUCUGCUUUUGAUUAAUGAUGUAUUUUGCUAUGGGAAAUAAAUCAUAUUGAAACGGCUUCAAACUACCCUUUUCCUAUAUUGUUUAUUAAAAUAGCUGCAUUCAAUUCCAGUUCUGAUUCACAUGUUGCUGCCAAGAAGCUUAAUACACCUAUAUAUAAUGUGAAGGAAGUAAUAAGUAAUAACCCUUAGCCACAAGCCAUCAAAUAGAUUAGUAGCAAUUUUGAGUUUCUGGCAGAUGCAUGUAUGCAAUCUACUAUUAUUGUCUCUAAUAUUACUUUAUUUAGUGUUAAAAAAGGUAAUGUCCCUUAGCCCUGAGCUCUCAAAUAAAUUGGUAGCAACUUUUAGAUUUCUUCAGAUGCCUUAGACAUGCAAUCUCAGAUUGACUUCCUGCAAGGUGUAUCCUGCUAGUAUUUUGGAUCAACACUCAGUAAUUACUUAGAACACAAUCUCUAUGAUCUCCAAUCCUUGAGUAAAUAACUUAUUGGUGUGCAUGCAGGAAAAAUUCUCCGAAGAGCCUACUGGUAUCCUAUUUGGUUGCCAAAUCUUGCUCCUCUUCAUCCCCUAUAAAAUUUCUUCACAUCAGCUAAUUGUCUGUUUCAGCCUAAUUUAAGUGAACCUUUUCUAUCUCUAGUCCUGGGACCCUUCCCAAUAAUGUGACAUAUUAAUGAGUAUUUAAUUCAUUAAUGCAACAGCACCUGCUUAAUUCUGUUAAGGUUUAAACUGGAGUGUUUUCUCCUCUCUCAUUGUCAUAAUAUUGUCGUUGUUAUCGAUCUAAUACCCUGCAUAGAAGAACUUUAUUGCAACUAAAAAUUUAUUCAAAUAAAUUAUAGGAUUUAUGAUUCCAUUCCUUUUCAUUCUCUCAUGGGCCUUUGCCAUUUAUUGAAACUGUAAAAGAACAUUGCAGAUACUUUAUCUAACAAGAUUCUUUUCUACAGGGAAAAUUCACUUUUUUCCUCUUAUUACAAAUGGCUUUGAGAAACAAAGGCAUAAAAGCUACUUAAAAUUUUAUGUGUUUUUUUUCCCCUGUCAACCUCAUUUAACCCCUUGCAAAAAUGCAUGUUUUUCGCAUAUCCUGCUUGGGUUACAAAUUAUUUCUUAUGUCGAGAAAUUUGCUACCCCUUCAUCAGUACGAAUGCUUCUACAAAAAUGAGUCACUAAAGAUUUUACUAUUGUUUUCCUGAGGAUAUUUAAUAUGCAGUGUGAUAAGCCACGUAGGUCUGAGAGGGCGCCAAAGCCGAAUCCCAAGUAUGGGGGAGGAAGAUCAGGUAUAAGAACAGGGCAGGCGUAAAUGUUGAACCCAUGCAUGCUUGAACGUUGGAACCGGAGCAGCUAGGCAGCAAUUCCAAACGGCUAUGAGAGGCUUUACUACGUCAACUAGUUGUUGGAAUAGUUUUAGGCAUAUGUUUUUUUUCCAUUCUAUUUUAUGGUUGAGUUGAUUUCUGUUAUUUUCUUAGCCAUUGUAUUAGAACCUCUAUUUUCGGCUGUAUAUCCAAAUAGUUGGUUGAAGUUAAUGUAUUAAUAAGCUCUGGACAUGAAUAAACAAAAGAAAGGAGAAUUUCUAUCCUA
Phoenix dactylifera (date palm) is the source of this 4291-nucleotide messenger RNA. RefSeq names its product hydroxyproline-rich glycoprotein family protein. NCBI's taxonomy places the organism in Eukaryota, Viridiplantae, Streptophyta, Magnoliopsida, Arecales, Arecaceae. The record is from RefSeq and is a predicted model, not a curated record.